GCACUGCUGCUUCUAGAAGCAUAUGAGAAAAUAAUUUCUAUUUAUUUAUUUUUUUUGUAAAACAUAGACAUUGAAAAAAGCCACAAUGUACUGGGAAUUUCCAUGAGGAUUUGGCUGUUACUGACAAACCUAAAGAGGGGUGUAGCGUAUCAGUGCACAGAUGGAGUCCCAGCUCUCCCUUCUCUCCUCUCUGAAUGGAGAUCUCCGGCAGGAGGACUUCAUACAGCCCCACUACAAGGAGUCCUACCGGAUAGCUAUCGACACCCUGGUCAGCGAAGGGCAGGAGAAGUACCAGGAGGUCCUCAAGGAAGAGCAAAUUGGUGACUUUCUGUCCGAGCGGGAAAUCCUCUUCAUCAAGGAGCGCACCAGGCUGCCGGUCACCACCAGCAGCCCCAGCGAGGAGGUCAAUGGCUGCCCCGAAAAUACGUCCUCUUCUGGGACAUACUGGCCCAUGAACUCUGAUGUGGAGACACCCGACCUGGAUCUGGGUUGGCCUGAGUGCUCGAAGCUGAGCGCGGGCACCAACAUCGAGCUGCUCUUCCACCCGCCCCGGCUCAACAGUCCCACCAUCAAAGAGGUGAUCCGGAAACAGGUUCAGGAUGCUCGGCAGGUGAUUGCCGUUGCAAUGGACAUGUUUACAGAUGCGGAUAUACUCAAAGAGCUGGCUGAUGCCUCAGCAAGGGGAGUCGCAGUCUACAUUCUUCUGGAUGAUUUUGGCCUCCAAAGCUUUCUCACUAUGGCAGAGAAGCAGGACGUCCAGAUACAGAGACUAAGGAACAUGAGAGUGCGCACGGUGAAAGGACAUGAGUACCUCUGCCGAUCUGGAGCUCGAUUUCACGGGGCGAUGGAACAGAAGUUUCUAUUGGUGGACUGCCAGACUGUGCUGUUUGGCUCAUACAGCUUCACAUGGUCAUUUGAGAAGAUCCACCUCAGUAUGGUGCAGGUGAUCACAGGUCAGCUGGUGCAGCUGUAUGACGAGGAGUUCCGGACUCUUUUCGCUCGCUCCACCGUUCCGGCCGUGCUCUGCCCCGCGGAGGGCCGGGCCAAUGGGCACGGCCCGGCGCCGGGGUUCAAGACCCAGUGUGGCCAGGCCUUCGAGAGGAGCGACCAACUGAGGCACACACUGGACACGGUCUACAUGAAGGCCUGCGGAAAAGGGGUGAGGGAGGAGGAGCCGCUCGACAGGCUGCCUGCGGAGCCGAGGCCCGCUUACAACCACGGCGCUAACGGCCGCGCCCGCCCCCAGCACCUGCAGCCCCCUGACGCGCUGGGCUUCCUGAAGAGGCACAGCUAUGCGGGGGAGAGGCAGGAGGCCUCCUUCGUCCCCACCCACCCCAAGUACGGCGCCAGCAACUGGAACGUGUCCGGAGAGGGGGCUCAAUGGCAUGCGACUCCCGGAAGAAACGAACACUUCUCCAGGGGCAUGGGGGACCCCCUGCAGGUGCCCAAGCUGGGACAGGUGUACGGGAGAGGCAACGCCAACUUGCGCCAGUCCUUCCAUGGCAACGACAAGCACAUUCUCUCCAUGCAGCAGAACCUGCCCAGCCUGGACCGCACCACUAAGUCUUUCCUUCGCACCUGGCGGAUCGAGUCGUACCUCAACAACAAAGACGUGCCCUUGGGGGAGUCCACAGACUACCUGGACCAGUACGAGGCGCUGGACAGCAAGCCCAACUCCUACAUGUCCUCACGCCUGCGAUCCUCCAUUAUCUUCACAUCCACCAUCCCUGAGCAGCCGGAGACCAACAGCAACUCGCACAACUCCUCUGGUGCGAUGCCCUUCAACGCGCCCGCCGCCACGCCCUUUUACUCCUCCAUGCAGUGGCAGCCCACCUCGCAGAUGGACAACAGGAUGAGGCAGGACGAGUAUAUGAUGAAGAGGCGGAGCCUGCAGAUUCUGGAAGACCCUCGAAAUAAUCUGGGCAUCCCAGGUCGGGAUGCAUACCAUACCUCAUACACCAGCCUGGGACGUGCCAAGGGGGGUCUGUCGCAGAAAAGCCCGGAUGUCCUCCAAGAGGACAUGUAUAAACGGCACAGUGUGGCUGAUCCCAGGAUGAACAUGCAGUACAGUGGCAGUGAAGAGCCUCUGCCCAGGCAUGGGUACGGCUUGGCAGGGCGGGGCCUGGGUGAGAGACGGGCUCUGGACGACCGAGGGGCUGGAAUGCAGCGUCCGUCCUGCAACCUCAAGGAAGACAAGAGGUCCGUCUCCCACUACAACGUCAAGGAGGCGGAGAUCAAUAGCUUCCAGCCCCAGAUGUGGCAAGAGCCGCCGUCCAGGACCGUGUCGGUUUCGGCCCUCAGCGUGAGCGAGAAGGAACCCCUGCCGAAGUCCCCUAAUCUGGGCUCGCCGCGUUUCUUCAAAAAGAGCACCAAGAAAAUAAAAUCGCUGCUCAACAUACCGGAGAAAAAGGGCAGCUCGUCUCAUAACAAAUCUGGGUCCAACCUGAAAGCAGAAGGCAGCUCGGACACCCUGAUAUCCGAGGACCAGGGACAGGCACCGGGGAAGGAGAGGGGCGUUUACCUCUCCGUGAAGGAAAACCACUUCUCCAGUAAUGCGGGAAAGUCAUCUUCUCCGCGUUUCAGCACAGAGGACCUGGAACAAAACGGCGCCACCCCUUGGCGGGGGACGCACAUGACCAGAGUCCAAAAAGACCAGUCAAGCCAGGGUGUGGAGCCCAGACCCAGAAGCCAGAGAGAGAAUCAUCUGUAUACCCGCUUUGAACCUUUCUGUGCCUUGGAGAAGAAGCAACCUCCUUCAGAUCAUUUGAGGAAGCUCACCACCCACGCGCAAGCUUCGGAGAGCUCAAGGACUGUCCUCAGCCACACUAGAGGGAGCCCUCCUGGGGAACUCUACAGCAGCUCAGGGACUCACACACACACAAGUCCCCAUGACAAUAAGCUAGGCCGCUUCAUACAGCGCGUGGGACAUUUACUUCAUAAAAAUAAGUGAGGAGUCAAAUUACCCAGGACAAGCAGAAGGGUUUCUGCGGUGCUAAAAGAGGGAGACAAUUUUGCACCCAGAUUAGGGAAUGCAACAACCACUUUAUCUUCAUAAAAGCCACAUAAAUAUAUUUAUUUUCAGAAUUAUUAAUGUUUACAUUGAGAAAUGAACCAUCCCCGACCCUGCUCCCAGUUUAUUGAAAAAGGAAAACAUAUUUGCUCACAAACCAUACAAACAGCCCAUGGGUUAAAUCUAGUCUACAGUUAGCGGUGAUUCUAUGUAGUUAGUAAUUAAAUCAUUAUUUUUGGAACACUACCAAAUAAGAAGGUAGGGGGACUGGAAUUUGUUUCCUCAGUUUUAGCAGGAUCUCCCAUGGUAUAUGUACAGUAAUACUGCCUUCAGUUAUCUCUGUAGGAGUCAGAGAAAAUAAACCCGAUCUGUGGUGUCUGCAGUUAUGCUUGCACAUCCAGGUGUUUAGUACAGUAGCACCAUUAAUUCAUCUCUGUAGAACUAAUGUUACACUGGAAAUUAGGAUGGGCGUUAUAUGGGUGGAAACAACACACGCACACAUCUCUAAACCAGAUUUUAAGCAAAACAUUUGAAUAAAUGUCAUUUGAAUAAAUGUUCUUUUGAGAACAAACACGUUGGAUCGCAGCCCAGUUGGUUCACACAUUGUGGAGACACUGCACACUCUCUGAAACAUAUACCCAGCUGUUUUUCUACUGCCACUGCACGUAGUCGUGUCCUCUGAAGAAAUGAUUAAUGUUUGCUUGCUGUGCAUGUCAUGUAUUUGUUUUUUUUUUUUAGCAACACACGUUUAAAGCAAAGAAUGAUGGAAGGCCAGAUGCAUCAUACUUCUCUACCUCUGUAAGUUUAAUUCACAAGGUUUUGGUUUUAAGGUAUUCAUGCUUCAAAAUCCUCCACUGCAAGGAAUGGCCAGUGUAUUAAAGAAUAUUAAAAUAAAUAUUGCAUAAAUACAUUAAAGAAAGAUUGUCAUUGUAUUGUUAAUAGCAAACUAAGAAAAUAGUGAAACACCUUCAGUAAUGGCAAACACAGCAAUUAUAUCAUUAAGAUGUAAUUACGCAACAAUUACAAAUGCAUGAAGAUAAUAAACAGUUUGUCAAAUCUAAUUUGAGCAAAUGAAAUUAUCCAGUUAAUUUGAUUGACAGCAAGGAGCCAAUGGUGUAUAAGAGGACAAUUAUUCAUUGUGCAUGCAUAUUGUCAUUGGCUAACAAAGUAUGACAAAUGAUAUCCAAAUCCUUUGAUUUUCAAUUUAGUGUCAUAUUGGAGUAGCAGCCACACUGCAAAUAUAUUAAAUGUACCAGAGGAAGCUAGAAGAGAAGUUUGGGAGGGGCUGCUGUGCAGAUACAUAUACGGUGAUCUCUAUUUGUCAUUGGCUUUUUGAAGAGGGAGUUCUGUACGGGUGUCAAUAUGAUGUCACACAAGUAAGCCAAAUGGCUAACUGACACUGUAAAUCAUAACUGGCAUACUCACUAAAUAGUUUGAGUACAGUAUGCUCAAAAAAUGCAAUUGUCAAGACAGCUUACAUUUCCCAAGUUCCAGUUACUCAAAUAUAAUCCAGUUGCUGCAUUCAAUUUAAUUAAAUAAUUUAAGUAAUGACUCUUCAAUUCAUAAAUUUAAGUGAGCAGUAUAUAUUCCACUAGAGAAUCUUUUGCAUAGAAAAACUACGCUGAAAAAAAUGUUUCAUUUGAUAGAUCUAACAUUUUUACUUCAAUUUGUUACACCUGUGUUUUUUUAUGUUUUCCCAACUGAAUUGUUUAGGUUCAUUUGAAUGAAGUAAUCAAAUUAAUUUUUAUAGGAAUCAAAGGUAUUCCAAUUUAAUAGAGGUGAAACCAAUUAAGUGGCAUUAACUUAAAAACAUAGUCUUAGUGACUAAUUUGUGUUGGGUUAUCUUAAUUAAAAUGAAAUAUUUUUAGUUCCCUUACUCAGUUUGUUUAAGGAGGUGGGUUUAAGUUGAAAGUAUUGCAUUUAACCAUGUAAUAGACCCAUGCUUGUUAGAAUGUAUAAAUUAGUGUGUGCUCUUCUGUUUUCAAGUGUGUUUAACUUGCAUUUCCAGAAGCAUAACCAGGUUACUGUAUAUUUAUAGUGUUUGUUGCAUUCACAGCACCAGACAACUGAUGUUUUUUAUGUUUUUGAUGUUUUUAUUAUUUUUUUUAUUUCUUUGCACAUUCUUUUGUUUUCGGUUUCUUUUGGGGAGAAUUGGAAACUUUUUUAUUUUGUGCGAUGUAUUUUGAAGGUAAAAGGCAAAGAAAAAAAACUGAAAAACUUGAUAUGUUUGCUUGAUGUUUGCACUUUCUGAAACACUGGGAUAUGUGGAUUGCCAAAAUUGCUUUUGUUAAAAAGGAAGGCCAUAUUGUUUUUUAUAUAUAUAUAUUUUUAUCAGGGUAAUUUUGUAUCUUCUUUGAAAGCUGAUAAAUGCUUGCAUAAACAUUGCAGCUUUGGGAUUUGGGAGUGUUCUUUUUCAGAUAAAUGAUAACAUUCUUCUGAAAAUAAAAAGGUUGUUUGAUUGCUGUU
Molecule: messenger RNA, 5476 nt
Organism: Anguilla anguilla (European eel)
Lineage: Eukaryota; Metazoa; Chordata; Actinopteri; Anguilliformes; Anguillidae
Gene: sack1b
Product: family with sequence similarity 83 member B
Exons: 5
Coding region: 161-2950 (929 amino acids)
Biological process (GO): epidermal growth factor receptor signaling pathway
Cellular component (GO): membrane; cytoplasm
Source: RefSeq, a predicted model, not a curated record